UUGAGUAUUGAACAGGCCCAGGCUGUGGCAGAGCAGGUUGAGAUGAAGGCGAAGGUGGUACAAUCUGAAGUCAAAGCAGUGACUACAAGACAUAAGAAGGCUUUGGAAGAGCGGGAGUGUGAGCUGCUCUGGAAGGUGGAAAAGAUUCGUCAAGUCAAGGCUAAAUCACUGUACUUGCAAGUUGAAAAGUUGCGUCAGAACCUAAAUAAGCUGGACUUUUGGCAGGUCCUGGAGGAGGGUCGCACCAUGGAUAUUCUUCUGGCUCGGGACCGCAUGCUGGCUCAGGUGCAGGAGCUGAAGAAUGUGAGAGGCCUUCUCCAGCCACAGGAAGAUGACAGGAUCAUGUUCACCCCCCCUGACCAGGCAUUGUACAUGGCCAUUAAAUCAAUGGGCUUUGUCAGCAGCGGGGCUUUCGCUCCUCUGACCAAAGCCACUGGGGAAGGCCUCAAGCGUGCGCUGCAGGGCAAAGUGGCCUCUUUCACAGUGAUAGGCUACGACCAUGAUGGUGAGCCUCGCCUUUCGGGAGGUGACAUGAUCUCUGCAGUGGUGAUGGGCCCGGAUGGAAACCUUUUUGGGGCAGAUGUCAGCGAUCAGCAGAACGGGACCUACCUGGUCAGCUACCGUCCACAGCUAGAGGGAGAGCACCUGGUAUCUGUGAUGAUGUGCAACCAACACAUUGAGAACAGCCCCUUCAAAGUUCUGGUGAAAUCUGGGCGCAGCUACAUAGGCAUCGGGCUGCCAGGGCUGACCUUUGGCAGCGAAGGAGACAGCGACGGCAAACUCUGCCGCCCCUGGGGGGUUAGUGUGGACAAAGAAGGCUACAUCAUCGUCGCCGACCGCAGUAACAACCGCAUCCAGGUGUUCAAACCGUGCGGGACCUUCCAUCACAAGUUCGGCACGCUGGGCUCCCGGCCGGGCCAGUUUGAUCGGCCUGCUGGCGUGGCCUGUGACAUCUCACGUAGGAUCGUCGUGGCUGACAAGGACAAUCAUCGCAUCCAGAUCUUCACGUUUGAGGGGCAGUUCAUUCUGAAGUUUGGGGAGAAAGGAACAAAGAAUGGGCAAUUCAAUUACCCAUGGGAUGUGGCCGUCAACGCGGAGGGCAAGAUCCUGGUCUCUGACACGAGGAACCAUCGCGUUCAGCUGUUUGGGCCCGACGGCGUGUUUCUGAACAAGUACGGCUUCGAAGGGGCACUCUGGAAGCACUUUGAUUCCCCCAGAGGUGUGACUUUCAAUCACGAGGGCCACUUGGUAGUGACAGACUUCAACAACCAUCGCCUUCUGGUCAUCCAUCCCGAUUGCCAGUCUGCACGCUUUUUGGGCUCAGAGGGCACCGGGAACGGUCAGUUCCUGCGCCCACAGGGAGUGGCGGUGGAUCAAGAGGGGCGCAUCAUUGUGGCCGAUUCCAGGAACCACCGGGUGCAGAUAUUUGAGUCCAAUGGUAGCUUUUUAUGCAAGUUUGGCACUCAGGGAAGUGGCUUUGGUCAGAUGGACCGUCCUUCAGGUAUAGCCGUCACCCCUGAUGGCAUGAUUGUUGUGGUCGACUUUGGAAACAAUCGAAUUCUCGUCUUCUAAUCUGUGUUUGAAUUGGGAAGAAACUGUCUCAGGGAAAUUCUUCUAAG
Mesitornis unicolor (brown roatelo) is the source of this 1619-nucleotide messenger RNA. RefSeq names its product tripartite motif containing 71, E3 ubiquitin protein ligase (gene TRIM71). The transcript has 3 exons. NCBI's taxonomy places the organism in Eukaryota, Metazoa, Chordata, Aves, Mesitornithiformes, Mesitornithidae. Gene Ontology annotation, biological process: protein polyubiquitination; proteasome-mediated ubiquitin-dependent protein catabolic process. The record is from RefSeq and is a predicted model, not a curated record. Gene Ontology annotation, molecular function: ubiquitin protein ligase activity; protein binding. The annotation marks the transcript as partial.